Messenger RNA from Corticium candelabrum, 1489 nucleotides. RefSeq names its product isocitrate dehydrogenase [NADP] cytoplasmic-like. The transcript is spliced from 13 exons. The record is from RefSeq and is a predicted model, not a curated record. NCBI's taxonomy places the organism in Eukaryota, Metazoa, Porifera, Homoscleromorpha, Homosclerophorida, Plakinidae. Gene Ontology annotation, biological process: NADP+ metabolic process; isocitrate metabolic process. The coding region runs from base 26 to 1363 and encodes 445 amino acids. Gene Ontology annotation, molecular function: isocitrate dehydrogenase (NADP+) activity; magnesium ion binding; NAD binding. Gene Ontology annotation, cellular component: mitochondrion.
UGACGCCCCGCAAGUCAAGUCGAGCAUGGCAGCGGCAACAAGAUUGGCUUCGUCCUGCCCUUCAACAAGGUUUAUUUUUCGCACACUGCCUCGUAUCUGUCUACAUGAGAGAAAUGCGUCUAGUGCGAAGCGUAUCAAGGUCGACAAUCCGGUUGUCGAUCUCGACGGAGACGAAAUGACGAGGAUAAUCUGGGGAAGAAUCAAAGAGACGCUCAUAUUUCCUUUUGUGAACGUUGAGACGAAGUACUUUGAUCUUGGACUGCAAUACCGCGAUGCCACCGACGAUCAAGUGACGGUAGAUGCAGCCGAGGCCAUCAAGAAAUACAACGUGGGCAUAAAGUGUGCGACAAUCACUCCUGAUGAGGCACGAGUGAAAGAAUUCAAACUGAAGCAAAUGUGGAAGAGUCCAAAUGGUACGAUUCGUAAUAUUCUCGGAGGCACUGUGUUUCGUGAGCCGAUCGUGUGUCAGACAAUUCCGCGGAUCGUUGGCGGAUGGACGAAACCGAUAGCCAUUGGACGUCAUGCCAUGGGUGACCAGUACAAAGCGACUGACGUUGUAUUUGAUCGACCUGGCAAGUUUGAGAUGUCGUUCACCCCAUCAGACGGCUCAAAGAAACAGUCAUGGCUUGUACAUAAGUUUGAAGGCGGAGGAGGAGUUGGAAUGGGAAUGUUUAAUACGGAUGUGUCAAUCACUGGAUUUGCCCACAGCUGCUUUCAGUAUGCACUCACAAAGAAGUGGCCUCUCAUUGUGAGCACAAAGAACACGAUUCUAAAGAAAUAUGACGGACGAUUCAAAGACACAUUCGAGAGCAUCUAUGAUUCAGACUACAAGAAGGAAUUUGAAGCAAACGACAUCUGGUUUGAGCACAGGCUGAUUGAUGAUAUGGUCGCUCAAGUGCUGAAAUCAGAAGGCGGAUUUGUGUGGGCAACUAAGAACUACGAUGGAGACGUACAAUCAGACAUGUUGGCUCAAGGAUAUGGCUCACUAGGCAUGAUGACUAGCAUUCUCAUUUGUCCAGACGGCAAGACGGUGGAAGCUGAGGCCGCCCACGGGACAGUGACACGACACUACAGAGAACAUCAAAAAGGUAACGAGACCAGUACGAAUCCUGUUGCCAGCAUCUUUGCCUGGACGGGAGGACUUGCCCACAGAGCCAAACUGGAUGGAAAUACGGAUCUAGCGAGGUUUGCUGAGACUCUAGAACGUGUGUGUGUUGAGACCAUCGAUGGUGGUCAGAUGACCAAAGACCUGGCACUUUGUAUCAAAGGGUCUUUGUCAAAGGUGGAUCGAUCAGAUUACCUUAUAACUGGUGACUUCCUGCAAGCAAUCAAAGAGAACCUGGCGAGAGCACUUGCAAUGUAAUAUUUUUGUAGCCGUUGACGUAAAGGAGAGUGUAAUGCAUUUUGUGCUGUUCUAAGGAAUGAUUAUUUUAGCUAUUGUUUUAGUAAAUUGUUUGCUCUGCGUCAAUGUCAAGUUUUCAUGUUAGAA